AUGCAGGGCCGCUGUCCGGUGGAGUAUGGACCGCUGCGUAGCAGGCCAUCGCGCUGGUGUGCCAACUGGCCCUGGGCCGCGCAGGCCCUGCCUCGGCUGUGCGCUCUUGUCACGUGGAUCCCAUUGCACACACGCAGGGCUGACCAAUGCGGUAGACCUGGAGUUGGCUUCGCACAUGACGCAGAGCCUCGUCGUGCCGGCUGCCCGGUGCUUCUCUGUUUGCUCUGUGUGCGCCGAGCCUGCUUCCUUGUGGGAGCCAACGGGGAGCCCCAGUGGACUGUGGUCCUCAGCAAAGGCUCAGCUCCAGCUCCGCCUCGGAGGACCCCGAAGGGCACAUCCAUCCGUCGGUCUGCCUUCCCGGACAUCGCCUUCGGUGGCGAACUGGAGGCCGAUGUCGUCGCCGACGCAACUCGGCGAUUGGCGCUCUUGCGAGUGGCCUCCGUGACGGCCGAUUGCGUAACACUUGCCAAGCCGGUUCAAAGCCAAGCCGGUGCCUGGGUGGAUGUCAUCCCAGAGGUGAACACGGACACCGGCAUCAGCAAUGAGGCGGAUGGCCCCCGGAGUCGUCGAUCGUGGAGUCUUUGUGGCCUGGUCUUCGGCCUUGCGCCAGAGGCCCGGAGUCCCCCUGCCGACCUCCUGCAGCACAGUUCCCUGAGCCUUCCGGGGGAUGGACUUGUGAUUGGAGUUGUGCGAGAAAAGCUGUCACUGUUCCUUUUGGCCACGCUUGUGGAGGUGGCCAUCCGACGAGCCACCUGCGAUUUCUUGCCCAAGCGAAAGCAAAGAGACGAUUCCAGCAUGUUCGUGACUGCUUUUGGUCGUGUGCCCCAGAUCUCUGAUCACUGCUUUCAAGUCUUGGUUUGUAGCUUCUUCUGGAGCCCAAAGGCAUCCAGCAUCGCGAAGGGCAACGUGAGGGCCUGCGAAGACCUCCUGGAGCACGAAGGGCUGCUGCAGUAUUUCUACGGCGAGUCCCAUGGCUCUGUCUGCGAGCUGCACGGGUCCAACGCGAGUUUCCUUCGCAGCUUGAUGUCUCGGCAGUCCGUGGCUGUGGACGAAGCGUGUUUUGUGGAGGCCGACGCCCAGGAGAUUGAAUCCAUUCAGGGCAUCUGCCGUAGCAUGUUCGUGUCCAAGAGGCGUGGGAUGACUCUGACAGAGAUCGAGAUGAAGGAGCUCCGACAUCGAGCUGGAGCUUUUGCUUCAGAUGCUGUGGAGACGCAGGCAGUGGUGAAAGUGGUGGCAAAGCCGCAAGCAGCGCCCCCAUCACAUUCGCGAGAAGGCGCAUCGCCGGCCAAGAACCCUGUGUCAUCUGUGUCGCGUGCAGGCUUCAGUGGCAUGUUCAAGUCAGGCCCACUCGAGCAAGCUGCAAGACCUGCUGCAGCACCAUCAGCACAGCGGGGAAGGUUGAAGCAGGCGGACUUUGACUUCGAUUGGACCAUCUCCAAAAUCCACGCCUUCAAGCAGCUCGCCGGGCGGGAGCUGGGUGUGGAUGCGCCUCAGGCGCUAUCGGAGCACUGGCACAUCCACCGGCUGAAUGCAUCGCAGGCCACCUGCCAGGACAGCAAUGGCACGGGGGCUCCGUGUGCUGCAGGAAGAGGGCUCGUUUUGGACGGCAUGACCUGCGCGCGUGGGGCAGCUGAACAGCUUCUUUUCGAGUUUACAGUAAAGGUGUCCGGCGCUCACAUCACAAAGGGCAAUUUGGGGCUGCUGCAGUACUUCGAGAAGGUCGUUGGGACAUCAGGGCAGUUCUACGGCGAGUCCGACUUCGAUCGUGCCAACCCGGAGCCAUCACUGCUGGAGGCGAGCUCUCACUGCGAGCUGCACGAGUCCAUCGCGAGUUUCCUUCGCAGCUGGAUGUCUCGGCAGUCCGUGGCUGUGGACGAAGCGUGCUCUGUGGAGGCCGACGCCCAGGAGAUUGAAUCCAUUCAGGGCAUCUGCCGUAGCAUGUUCGUGUCCAAGAGGCGUGGGAUGACUCUGACAGAGAUCGAGAUGAAGGAGCUCCGACAUCGAGCUGGCGCUUUUGCUUCAGAUGCUGUGGAGACGCAGGCAGUGGUGAAAGUGGUGGCAAAGCCGCAAGCAGCGCCCCCAUCACAUUCGCGAGAAGGCGCAUCGCCGGCCAAGAACCCUGUGUCAUCUGUGUCGCGUGCAGGCUUCAGUGGCAUGUUCAAGUCAGGCCCACUCGAGCAAGCUGCAAGACCUGCUGCAGCACCAUCAGCACAGCGGGGAAGGUUGAAGCAUGCGGACUUUGACUUCGAUUGGACCAUCUCCAAAAUCCACGCCUUCAAGCAGCUCGCCGGGCGGGAGCUGGGUGUGGAUGCGCCUCAGGCGCUAUCGGAGCACUGGCACAUCCACCGGCUGAAUGCAUCGCAGGCCACCUGCCAGGACAGCAAUGGCACGGGGGCUCCGUGUGCUGCAGGAAGAGGGCUCGUUUUGGACGGCAUGACCUGCCCGUGUCCGGCGCACACAUCACAAAGGGCAAUGUGCGGCUGCUGCAGUAUUUCGAGAAGGUCUUUGGGACAUCAGGGCAGUUCUACGGCGAGUCCGACUUCGAUCGUGCCAACCCGGAGCCAUCAUUGCUGGAGGCGAGCUCUCACUGCGAGCUGCACGAGUCCAACGCGAAUUUCCCUCGCAGCUUGA
This is a messenger RNA of Symbiodinium sp. CCMP2592, 2631 nucleotides long. NCBI's taxonomy places the organism in Eukaryota, Dinophyceae, Suessiales, Symbiodiniaceae. The record is from the annotation of a GenBank genome assembly.